Molecule: messenger RNA, 372 nt
Organism: Aspergillus calidoustus
Lineage: Eukaryota; Fungi; Ascomycota; Eurotiomycetes; Eurotiales; Aspergillaceae
Source: the annotation of a GenBank genome assembly
AUGGCUCCCGCUGUCCGUGCCCGCAAGGCCCAGAAGGUCACUCAGAAGUUCAUCAUCAAUGCUUCUCAGCCCGCCAACGACAAGAUCUUCGAUGUCUCCGCCUUCGAGAAGUUCCUCCACGACCGCAUCAAGGUCGAGGGCCGCGUCGGUAACCUCGGUGACAAGGUCGUCAUCUCCCAGGUUGGCGAUGGCAAGGUCGAGGUUGUCGCUCAUAUUCCCUUCUCUGGUCGCUACCUCAAGUACCUGACCAAGAAGUACCUCAAGAAGCAGCAGCUCCGUGACUGGCUUCGCGUCGUCUCCACCUCCAAGGGCGUUUACGAGCUCCGCUUCUACAACGUCGCCGCUGAGGAGGCUGAUGAGGAUGAGGAGUAA